GCAUUGUGUUGUUUGCUUUAAUUUUGGUUUUUUUGUAAAACGUUAUUUAAAUAUUAUUGUGUGUCCGACUCAACAAUAAAACGCAAAUGUUGUAUGUAUUUAUCGUAUCGUUAUGAAUACAGCUAAAUAAGCCGCUGCGCCGCCGCAUAAAUGAUCAGCACGUCGAACAGCAGCAGCCUGAUGAGGUCACAGGACGGUCAGCAGGCAGCGGGGCUGCCGCGACCCAAAAACAAUACGCCAAGCUCACAGCUGACGUCCGAUGAGAAUUAUGCUGUAUUUCAGUUAUUGGGGAGAAAGUGUCAGUCACUAAACACUGCCGUUGUGCAGAUCUACAAAACGGAGGGCAGCGCCCACUCGCACUGGAAGAAGAAGCAUACGGGAGUCGUGUGCUUCGUUAAGGACAGCGCCAUACGUUCGUAUUUCCUUCGUGCCUAUUGCCUCAUCAGGAAUGAACUGAUCUGGGAGCAUGAGAUCUACGAUGGCAUGAAGAUUGUGAAAUCGCGACCCUUCCUGCUAACUUUUGAAGGCAACGAUGGCUACGUGGGAUUGAACUUUGUCUCCGAGGAUGAAUGCGAUUCGUUCUUUCAAAUGGUGGACACCACCCUCGAGACGCGCAAUCGCAAGCGCCAGGAGAAACGCAAUCGCCAAAAGGCGCAACAGGCGCCCAAUGCGCCAACAGCGCCGCUGCCACGCGAACCUGCGCGGCCACCUUCAAUUCAACAGAACCGAGGGGCAUCCGCCUUGGAUGGCAAUACCGUGCAGUUGCGCAACAAUAAGAUUGGCUCGGUGACGCUGGCACCAGCGGCUCCAACGCCGGCGCCGACGAAAAACUUCUUGUCCAGCAACUUUGGACUGAGCGGUGGAUCGGGGGGUAAGGAUAAGAAGCGAAAGAAUAAAGUGACCAAAGCGGACAUCAGUCAGCCGACAAAUUUCGUGCACAUCAGUCAUGUGGGCUGGAAUGCGGAUAAGGGGUUCGAUCUGACUGGCAAUGAGAACGAUAAAGUGCUAACCGAUUUCUUCGCCAAGGCGGGUGUCUCAGAGUCGGAGCUAAAUGAUCGCGAUACCCGUGCAUUCAUCUAUGACUUUAUUAAGAGCAAUAAUGUGCUGGAUUCGGUCAAGCAGGAGGAGAUUGAAUCGCCCACGCAGCCAACAGCACAUAUGCCGCCGCCGGUGCCCAGUCGCCAGGCUCAUCAUUCACAGAAUGGCAACCAAAGAAGUGCGCCGCCGCCACCGCCGGCUCGUCAACCGCCGCCGCCGUUGCCCACAACGGCACCUGGCGCUUCACGUGCACCGGCGCCACCUAGCAGACCGCCACCCAUCACUACGGCGCCACCGCCGCCGCCACCAACGGUCUCUCCGCCUGCAGCAGCGCCACCACCACCGCCACCACCUCCGCCAGCGGUUGCACCACCACCACCGCCACCAAUGCCCGUAGCUGAAAUACCCGUCAUUGCAACAAAUCUAGCACCAGCUCAGGCCAGCAAAGCGCCUGUUCCCGUGGAAACGGAUUCGCGCAGUGCGCUCAUGGAUGAGAUACGCAAGGGCAAAAUGCUUAAGGCCGUGGACCACAGCAAUGCAAGCCCCGCCUCCGGUGGUGAUCUGCGUGAUAAUCUAUUGGGUCAGAUACGCGAGGGUUACGCACUGAAACCGGUGACGGAACGCAAAUUGGCUGAGCAACGUGUCAGUGACGAUGGCACCGGCGGCACCGAUGCUUUGGCCGAUGCACUGCGGCGUGCGUUGGCGGCACGUGGCACUGUGAUGCACUCAGACGAUGAGGAGAGUAGCACUAGCUCAGACAAUGAUUGGUCCGAGUAAAUUUGCACCUAGGCAAAUAGAUGAAGCCUAGACAAACAAACAAAAAAGAUGAGACGAUGGAUGUGGCAAAAUUAUUCCAAAUAUAAAAGCAAUAAUUUAAUUUUGUGCUUUGGCAUUUUAGAUUUAUCGUCCAGAUAAAUCGCUGUACAUACCGUUUUAGUGAAUUUUCAUACCUCUUUAAUUUAAUAUUUUAAAGUGUAAACAACAGAAACAAAGGCAAGAAAACCACAAGUUAAUAACCACAAUAAUUAAUAGCAAAGACUUUGCGUUUUAUGAAAAUCACAUUUGCAUAUCCUUACCUUCAAUUUGCUCAAAAGGCGUAAUCAAAAGAUGAAAUCAUAAAGCAAAUAAGUAUAUAUACAAUAUAUAUAUAUCUAUAUUUAUGUAUGCAUAUAUACAAACAAUGUAUUGCCACAACAAUAACCUUAUAUAUAUCUACACUUAACUUCUUCAGAGAGAUGUGCCAAAAAACAGAAAUGAAAGAAA
Molecule: messenger RNA, 2301 nt
Organism: Drosophila sulfurigaster albostrigata
Lineage: Eukaryota; Metazoa; Arthropoda; Insecta; Diptera; Drosophilidae
Gene: WASp
Product: actin nucleation-promoting factor WASL
Exons: 6
Coding region: 151-1815 (554 amino acids)
Biological process (GO): actin filament organization
Molecular function (GO): actin binding
Source: RefSeq, a predicted model, not a curated record